CCCGUGCCCUGAGCCUGACAGGCGUUCCCAGCUGCUCCAGCAUGGAGGAGACGGUGCCCUCGGUGGAGGCCUACGAGGCAGCCAUGGUGCUCAGCGGGGUUGGGGACGCCCUGGGCUACCGGGGGGCCCGCUGGGAGUACUGCACCUCGGGCCCCCAGAUCCACAGCGAGCUGGCCGAGCUGGGGGGGCUGGCAGCCAUCAGCCUGGAGCCCCCCGAGUGGCCCGUCAGCGAUGACACCGUCCUGCACCUCGCCACCGCCGAGGGGCUGGCCACAGGCCUGGAGGGGGAACCCCUCCUGCAGGAGCUGGCUCGCCGCUACGUGGCCGCCAUGGGGGACAUGGAGGGACGCAAGCCCGGACCCAGCAGCAUCCUUGGCACCUCCCAGCUGCGGCCGGGGGAGCCCCAGGGCUAUCGCAUCCCCUUCAACCCCCGCGGCACCGGCUGCGGGGCCGCCAUGCGCAGCCUGGCCAUCGGCCUCAGGUACCCACGUGCCUCGGAGCUGCCGACUCUGAUCCGGGUGAGCAUCGAGAGCGGGCGCAUGACCCACCACCACCCCACUGGGUACCUUGGAGCACUGGCGGUGGCCCUCUUUGGGGCACUGGGAGCUCGGGGUGAACCCCCAGAGCGCUGGGGGGCUGAGCUGCUGCGGGUCCUGCCCCUGGCAUGGGACUACGUGGAGAGCACCGGGGUGGCUGUGGAGGACAAUGCUGCUGCCUGGCCAUUCUUUGGGGAGGCGUGGCACCGAUACCUGGACUCCCGCGGGCUGCUGGAAGGUGCUGGCCCAGCGCGGGUGCCACCCCUCCCGUCCCCAGCCGAGCGGGACACCGAGUACCUAGGCUGGGCUCUGGACGGGUGGCCAGGGCGCAGCGGCCACGACGCCCCCAUGGUGGCCCUGGAGGCGCUGCUGGCAGCCGGAGGGAGCUGGGAGGAGCUGUGUGCCAGGGCAGUGCUGCACGGCGGCGACAGCGAUUCCACGGGGACCAUCGCCGCCGGCUGCUGGGGGCUGCUGGGGGGGCUGGCCUCCGUCCCCCCGGGGCUGCACCGCCGCCUCGAGUACCGCAAGCGGCUGCGUGACGCUGCCCACAGGCUGCACACGCUGGCCUGGGGGGCACGCUGAGUGUCCCUGCUCUGUCACCUGCUGUCCCUCUCCACGGAGAGCAUGGCAGUGAACAGGCCUCGAGUGCAGCAGGGACCUGCAGGGUGUGCUGGGGUCCGAGGCAAGCCGCAUCUGGCCACCACAGCCGUGGCCAGCUGGCCUUUUAGUGAUGCCCAGAACCUGCCCAGGGAGCCUCAGUCACCCCCAGAGUAAAAAACAUCUCCCGAGUC
Molecule: messenger RNA, 1327 nt
Organism: Passer montanus (Eurasian tree sparrow)
Lineage: Eukaryota; Metazoa; Chordata; Aves; Passeriformes; Passeridae
Product: protein ADP-ribosylarginine hydrolase-like
Exons: 7
Coding region: 42-1118 (358 amino acids)
Source: RefSeq, a predicted model, not a curated record